CUCUUCCGUACUUGGAUCUCUGGUGCAGGUGAUACAGGGCCGGGGUGGUCCUGCUCUCACAGCACCUGUAUCACCAGUGCAUGGCUUUAUGCAGCAAGAGUGGGAUACUAAGUGCGAAGGCGAAGCGAACGAAAGAAGAAAGAGAAAAACAAGAAAAAAUAUUGUCUAAUUACAGGCAUCGGGCAGCAUGGCGUAAGGGCGAAAAAGUUUUUCCAAUAACCAAAGUCAAUUUGUUUUACCUUUUCUCUUUUCACGCAUUAUUAUUGAUAGGAGACAGCUGUUCUAGCUGUUGGGUGGCUUCACCUGGAUUGUUACCUACCUACUUACAUACCAUACCGACUUAUACGAUUACACACAUAUGAAGAGUUCGAAUGGAUGUUGUAUAUCACGCAAUACUUUUAUUC
Molecule: messenger RNA, 404 nt
Organism: Aspergillus saccharolyticus JOP 1030-1
Lineage: Eukaryota; Fungi; Ascomycota; Eurotiomycetes; Eurotiales; Aspergillaceae
Exons: 1
Coding region: 81-362 (93 amino acids)
Source: RefSeq, a predicted model, not a curated record